UUGAUCUAUAUCGCUCCCUAUUUUGCAAUUAUAAAUCGCACUUCAAAAAGUUUAAUUACAGAUCGAGUUGCGGAAGUGCGAAAGGAGGCAGUUCAUCUUUUGUCGCAGAUCCUUGCUCGAUUAGUCGAUCACGAAUGGGCGGACCUAGUCGGAAGUAUAGAGUCAAAUGAUUCUUCAUCAGGUUCUACUUUGACCGAGCUGUUCAUCCAAGACUUAGUCAACGGUUUCGCGAAUACCCAAAAAUGGACUCGACGGCAAACAUUUGCCUACGUCUGUGAAAGGGUACUGUUGGACCACUCCUUGUCGAUGGAACAGUUCCGAUACUUUCUUCUGCCCCAUCUCAUCUCGAUGGCUACAGACAAUGUCGUCAAUGUCCGGAUAGCAGUUUGCCGUGCCCUCACACUGUGCGAUGCAUCGUUGCAGUCACAUGCGAUAGCGAGUGAUUCCAAGCGAUUGACGCCACUGACGGUGAAGACGGUCCUUGACCGCCUAGCAAAUGACGACGAUAUGGACGUAGCCAGAGCGGCUCGCGUGGCUCUGGGUCAAACGGUCGGCAAUGAAGUUGUGGAUAUUGCCAUGAGAGGCUUCCGAAUUCGGGAAAAGGAGAACGCCAUGUUAGAUUCCCAACUAGUCGACGAUUACGAAGAGAACGAUAUGAGUUUAUGUUCGGAUUAUAGUGAAACUUCACUUCGAUUAACUCAUCCUUUCCCUCCCCACGAUUCUUGUUAG
Molecule: messenger RNA, 729 nt
Organism: Cooperia oncophora
Lineage: Eukaryota; Metazoa; Nematoda; Chromadorea; Rhabditida; Trichostrongylidae
Source: the annotation of a GenBank genome assembly